This is a messenger RNA of Blastomyces dermatitidis ER-3, 792 nucleotides long. RefSeq lists its product as uncharacterized. The transcript has 4 exons. Bases 1 to 792 code for a protein of 263 amino acids. The record is from RefSeq and is a predicted model, not a curated record. NCBI's taxonomy places the organism in Eukaryota, Fungi, Ascomycota, Eurotiomycetes, Onygenales, Ajellomycetaceae.
AUGGUUUCAGAGAGACCAGGCAAGGCAUAUGGCGCAGAGAUUGUCGGUGACUUGAUUCCAAAACAUGAAAAUAUGCCUCCAAUACUAUCGGUCGAUGAUGCGAUGGCAAAGCUCUUCAAAGCGGCAGAGACGAUAAAGCUACGAGGAAAUAUAAAGCCACAUGAAGAAAAACGCAUACGAGGAGCGUUUGCCUUGCUCGCUGGGGAACGCAAGCCCGUACCCAGUACGAAAACGGGAGAGCGACGGGACACAUUUCGGGAUUUCUUAAUGAAGUUGAACGAUCAUGAUUGUGGACCACAGUUUGUCAUGCUCUGCGUGGUUGGCCUUGGCCAAUCGGUGAUCGCAUCGAUGAAAGAAGCAAUCCGCCUCCGUUUGCCGCUCGAAAUAAAAGACCACGAGCGCACUCUAACAGGCCCCGUCUUGCAGCACCUUACUGAGGAAUGUCUCAAGAAAAAGAGUGAAGCACCAGUUGCGGACCUGCAAUACCGAACGGAGCUUCAGCAACCUUCGAAGUCUCUAGGGGGAGGUGCUCCGCUAGGUUCUGGGCAAACGGACUUCAUCUCCGACGUCCUACAGAUAGAGAGGCAGAGUCAAACAGGUCUACUUUCUGGGCGUCUCUUUGAAUUGACUUUGCAAGAUGUUCAGGCUAUUCUUUCGUCUGACCAGGUUGGAAGUAAGGUGUGGCUAACAGAAACGUAUGGCAACCAGUCGUUACCAACCAUAACACUGACUAUCUCGCAAGAACUGUGUAUAUAUUUCAGUGCACAGCGCCAUCAAGUAUUCCUUCAAUAA